ACAAAGUCAAUUGUUUUCUUCGAAGAUAAGAACUUCCAAGGCAGAAGCCAUGAGUGCAGCACUGACAUUCCAGACCUGAGCUCUUACUUGAGUCAGUGCAAUUCCAUCAAGGUGGAGAGUGGCUGCUGGGUGCUCUAUGAAUGUCCCAACUACACCGGCCACCAGUACAUCCUAAAUUCUGGGGAGUACCCCGACCAUCAGCACUGGUUGGGAUUCAACGACAGCAUCAAGUCAUGUCGCUCUAUCAAAAAUGUGUACGGAAAGUCCUGGAAGAUCAAAUUUUAUGACAAGCAGGAUUUCGGUGGACAGUCGGCAGAGUGCAGUGAGGAUUGUCCGUCAAUUUACGAAGCCUUCAAGUUCUGGGAGUUUCGCUCCUGUGUGGUGAUAGAUGGUGCGUGGGUCCUCUACGAACGGCCCGAUUACCGUGGGCGCCUGUACUUCCUGGAACGUGGCGAGUACCCCAACUACACAGACUGGGGUGCCCACUACCCCUCAGCUGGAUCCUUCCGCAUGAUCACAGAGUUCUAG
This is a messenger RNA of Melanotaenia boesemani (Boeseman's rainbowfish), 528 nucleotides long. Its product is annotated as gamma-crystallin M2-like. Gene Ontology annotation, molecular function: structural constituent of eye lens. Gene Ontology annotation, biological process: lens development in camera-type eye; visual perception. The transcript has 3 exons. NCBI's taxonomy places the organism in Eukaryota, Metazoa, Chordata, Actinopteri, Atheriniformes, Melanotaeniidae. The record is from RefSeq and is a predicted model, not a curated record. The annotation marks the transcript as partial.